AUGUUUGCUAUUUUCGUUUUUCUUUCUAAUUUGAUUUCCUUCGUGUUUUCUUUCUUCCUUUCUUUCUUUCUUUCUUUCUUUCUUUCUUUCUUUCUUUCUUUCUUUCUUUCCCUCUCUUUCUCUCUUUUCAUUUCUUAUGAAUCUUUUUCUUUCUUCCCGCUUAUUUUUUUCUUCUUUCUUAUUUUUUUUUCUUUGUUUCGUAUUUUUCUUUCUUGUUUGUCUCUUUUUUCCUUAUGUUAUUUCUUGUUUUCUUUCUUUCUCACUCUUUCUUUCUCUCUAUUUUUUCUCCUCGUUUACUUUUUUCUCCCUUAUUCUUUCUUUCUUUCUUUCUUUCUUUCUUUCUUUCUUUCUUUCUUUCUUUCUUUUACUCUCUCUUUGUAUUUUUUCUUUACCCUCCAUUUUCUUCCCCGCCUUUUUACAAAAAUUCUCCUUGGUGUCUUUAAACCUUCAUUCAUUUAA
Messenger RNA from Acanthosepion pharaonis, 459 nucleotides. NCBI's taxonomy places the organism in Eukaryota, Metazoa, Mollusca, Cephalopoda, Sepiida, Sepiidae. The record is from the annotation of a GenBank genome assembly.